This is a messenger RNA of Bacillus rossius redtenbacheri, 10238 nucleotides long. RefSeq lists its product as uncharacterized. NCBI's taxonomy places the organism in Eukaryota, Metazoa, Arthropoda, Insecta, Phasmatodea, Bacillidae. Gene Ontology annotation, biological process: proteolysis; protein desumoylation. Gene Ontology annotation, molecular function: deSUMOylase activity. The transcript has 2 exons. Bases 977 to 2584 code for a protein of 535 amino acids. The record is from RefSeq and is a predicted model, not a curated record. Gene Ontology annotation, cellular component: nucleus.
GGUAUUGGUCCUGGAGUUGUUAUAAUAUAAUGCCAGUUUUUGAAAUAUAUAUCAUGUUUGACUUUUAAAUAAUUUUAACAUUACGUUUAAAAAUGCAUUUUUUUAAAAUAUUAUUAACUAGCCUUACGUUUUGCCUUUAUGACUUCGUAGUUGUAUUUUGGCUUACAUUUUGUCUAUUUUAUUUUUGGGUAAAUGUUUUUGAAACGUGAAAACUGUCAUGGCCACAAUGUAUGUGUGUGUAUGUUGCUGUUGCUGUCCAAAUGCAUAAUUUUGACUCCGGUGGCGGCGUGGACUGAACCUACGCUUUGGAAACGGCGGUAAAAGGCAUUGAAGUGUGUUUGGUGCUAUAAGAUGAUGGUUCUAUUUGCGAAUAAAUAAACACAUUAUUAUGUAAACAGUAAUUCAGAAUGGCCGGAAAUAUUUGUGCGGUGUUUGGCUGCAAAAAUUACAACGUUACUAACAGCUGAAAGUCUUUUUUCAGAUUUCCAGCGGACCCAACGCACAGUUUCUCCCGGUUUAAUUAAGGAUUUUUAUUUAAAAUGCAGUCACAUUUUCAGGUGAGAAACUAAUUUUAUACAUACAAUUUACUUCCGUUACUAAAACUAGUUCUUGUUUCCUUAAAAAUAAAACAGCUGGAAAACCAAUUAGAUACUACAUAGGCCUACUACUUGUUCAGUUAUUUUGAUAGAUUAUAUUUUGCACAUAAUUACAUAUCUAUCUUUGACACAUACCUUUAAAUAAAGCCUGAGAACAGUUCUGUAUGAAUAAUAGCAUUAAAUGUGUUUGAAUUUCUAGUUUUGGUAAAAAACAGCACUUAAUUGUGUAAACAUGUUGCCUUUAAUAUGCACGUAAAAUUGAAUUACGCGGGGCUUUCUUCAGUCCACGCCGCUAGAAUGCGCUGCAGUCUGGUGUCUCGCGCUUCGCCAAUGCUAAUUGGCCGGAGUUUCCCAUAUUAUCCUAUUACAAUAUUUGGGUUAUGUCAAAGGACGAUAUAAGGUUAUGUCCAAAAAGAACAAGCAUUGUCAGCAGCACUGCGGUCAUGUAUGGGAGUAAUUAUUUAAAUAGAUCAGAAUUCGAUACACUUGGAGAUAAAGAAUGGUCUGAUGCAGCUAUUGAUGCAUGCUUGGCUUUAGUUUUGAGUGAUGCGAAAUCAGAUGUGGUUUAUUUUCCAAGUAACUUAUUUAAGCAGCUAUCAGACUACCCGGAAUCACGCCAAGACCAAAGUAAUUUCUUAAACACAGUACAGCUUUGUGGUAAACAGUUAGUGUUCAUACCUGUCCAUGUUUCUGGAAACCACUGGACUCUGAUUGUAGCAAAUUUUGUGCAAAAAGGUUUCCUAUAUCUUAAUUAUUUCGGCUACAAAAAAAAUUUAGGACAACUACUUUUCAUGGAAUUUAUAAACAUCAUGUGUGAACAUCAGAUUCACACAGAUGACUUCAUUGAUUUGGAUGGGUGGAAAUUCCUUAACCCUCCAGACCAUCCUAUAGAAAAUGAUUAUAACUGUGGGAUAUUCAUCAUUUUUUUCAUGAAAAGGUUGGCGGAAAAUAUGUGUUUGACUGUUAAAUUUGAUGUAAAUGCUUUUCGCAAAACUUUAAAGGAAAAGAUUAGUGAAUUGUCAAAGACAACAGGCAAAAUUGAAGAAUGGAAUGAGAUUAGCAAUUGUGGUUACCUUCAUGAAAAGGCUAUGAGUAAUGGCUUAUUUCUAAAUUCAUGUUAUUUUAGCGUAGAGGAAGAAAUCGUCCUUAGUUGCUUUGAGAUUGGCAGUUUUAUAACUAAACUUAGAUGCAAUCACUACUCCACAUACAUGGCUGACAGCUUAUUGUCUCAAAAUGCAGUAGAUGCUGGAAUUGCAGUGUUCUUGAGGUUAUUGCGACAACUAAAUGGGGUAAUUUAUGAGAGGAUUUGUUUCAUGCCAAUAUAUGUGGGCUACCUUUGUUUGGAAAGACCAAAUAAUUGGAACCGGGAGUGGUAUGAAGAUGUUUUUGGAAAUCUGCAUACCAAGGAAUGGCCAAUAAUGCCUUACAUAAAGCAUAAUAAUCAUUGGAGCUUACUAAUUGCCAAUAUUCAAAAGAAAGUAGUACACCAUCUGGAUUCGCUGGGUGAGUUAACAAACAAAUUGUGCACAAAUAAAUUUUUAAAAUUUCUGAAGGUAAGAAAUAAAAUGACAAAAAAUGAAAUUGAAGUGAGCCACUGGAAAGAUGAAAACAUGCGCACUCAAAUACCACUGCAAAGUGAUGGAGUAAGCUGUGGUUUGUUUGUAGUUUUCUAUGUAGCAUGUUUCUCAGAAACAUUUGCACCCAAGGUUGAAAGAGCGUGGCUGCAACAGUCAGUUCUAAAACAUUCUGACAGUAUGGUGAAUAUAUGUUUGCAAUGUGGAAACAAGGAGAAUAGAAAGAGCGAUAUGGAAAAGUGGGUAAUGUGUCAUAAUAUGUGUGGCAGAUGGGCUCAUUUCAGACCAUGUUUAAGACAUAUAAAUGAGAGAUGGGAGGUCAUCAACUCUAAUGACUAUUCAUUUAUUUGUGCACUUUGUCAGUUAAACUCCCCAGUCACACACCAGAGGCAAUUAACUUUUGAAACAUACUAAGCAUUCAGCAUACAUACUCUUAGUUAAAAAAUAAUAAACUAAGAGUUUUUGAAAACGUUCAUAAUGUCAUUAACGGUUGUCGCAAAAGUUUCAAGUAACACUAUCUUAAAAAACUAGCCUUAGAAGUAGUUGGAAAUGCUACAAUGAGCCCCAAUUAAAAAAAAAAUUCUAGGUACCAGGAUAUCUGGUUUCCAAUAAGUUUGCUUCAAGUAAAAUUGUUGCUUUUACCUAUAAUAAUGCUAUAAAUGAUAACUAAAUAAACAAUGAUUGUAGGCUCUGUGCAGGCUGGUUUGGCCCCACCUGGCAGAGGGUUCUGUCGCCUGCUCAGUUUGUAACGUAAAUACAAAUGACAACGGCCAAGAAGGCUGGCCAGGAGACAAAGAGGUUCAUUUUCGCUCAUGACCUCUGCUUUGAAAUAAUUAGAUUUAAGUUCUGUACUGAGAACAAAAUUUAUAUUGAAUAAUAUAAACCCUAGGCAGGAUGAAAAAACCUUUUUUUGGAAGGAUGAAAAACCCUGGGUUGGAAGAAAACCCCUUAGAAAAUGACAACCACCUGAUGUGAUGUUAAAACACCUAAUGUGACAAGAAACACCUGAUGUGACGACAAAAUUCCUUUCAUUGCAUAAUUAAUUAUUAGUCUAAACAACCAGAAUUUUAACUUUCAAUGUGCAAACAAUAAAGAAACUAUGCAUGGAAAUGUAAAUAGUGAACAUUAGCACAUAGUGUACUAACAUUGUGAAUAUUUUAUUUUGUAUAUAGUAUAGCCCAUGAAGUUUAUUUAUUUAUGUAUUUAUUUAUUUUUAUUGUGUCAUUGUUAUUUAAAUUAAACUGUGCAUAUGUAAUAAUAUAUUAUGUAAAUCGCCUCAUGCAACCAGAUUAUAUAUUUACUUAAUCGAGGGUAUUUGUAAAUAGGGCAAGUUGGGGCAAGAAUGGAAGGAGGCGGUGGUGGUACCGAUAUACAAGAAGGGGGGUAGCAAAGAGGACCCAGCCAGCUAUAGACCUGUUAGUAUCACGUCGGCGGUGGGCAAGGUGAUGGAGAGGCUAGUGCACAGGCAUGUGGUAGGGGUGCUGGAUGGUAGAAAGUGGAUUGACAGGAGACAGCAUGGAUUUCGAAGGGGAUAUUCAUGUGAAACUCAGCUGGCUGGCCUGUUGGAGGAGCUGGUGGAGGGGGUAGAUAAAGGUCUGCAGAUUGAUGCCUGCUUCAUCGAUUUUGAAAAAGCAUUCGAUAAAGUUCCUCAUGAGAAAAUGAUGAAGAAAGUGGAGGGAGCUAUAAGUGACAGGAGGGUGGUGGGUUGGAAGCAACCGGACACAGAGGGUACGUGUGGAGGAGGAGAUGUCGGAGGAAGGAAGGGUGACGUCAGGGGUGCCGCAGGGCAGUGUGCUCGGCCCACUUCUCUUCACCAUAAUGAUGAAUGAUAUAGGAGAGAAGAUACAAGGGCAUAUUCGGCUUUUUGCAGACGACUGCGUGGUUUACAUGGAUGCGGAGAGGAAUGGGCCACAGGAUGAUCUAUAAAGGCUGGAAGAGUGGGUGGAAAAUAAUGGCAUGAGAAUAAAUGUGGCUAAGACGAAAGUGGUCAGGUUUACCAGGAAGAGGAAGAUUGUCAGGAGGGAAUAUCGCUGGAGGGGAGACGUGAUAAGUGAGGCAGACAGCUAUAAAUAUCUAGGGGUGGUGCUGCAGGGUAACCUGGGGUGGGGGGAGCAUGUAGACAAGGUAGUGAAGAAGAGCAGACAGGCACUGGGCAUGCUGGGACGAGUGCUCAGGGGGGGAAGCAGCAGCAUACGUGACAAGGCCUAUAAAACUAUGGUCCGCCCCAUGCCGGAGUAUGCCGCAGCAGUGUGGGACCCAUACACGGCAGUACUUGAGAGGGAGCUGGAGGGGGUGCAGAGGAGAGCAGCUAGAUGGGUGAAGGGCAAGUGGAGGAGAACGGACAGAGAAGGGAAGGGGGAGUGCAGUACCACAGAGAUGAUGAUAGGAUUGAGAUGGGAGAGCUUAAAGGACAGAAGACAGAAGGAGAGACUGGUCAAGAUGUACCAGGUGCUGAGUGGAGUGGGAGGAUGGGGAGAGCUGGGGAGACAAGCCUAGAAGUAGGAUGGAAAAUACUAGGAAGGUCUUCAAAGAGAGGAGGAGAACAGAAAGGGGAAAGAAUGCGAUGGUCGUGAGGACGGUAGGGGAAUGUAAAAGGCUGGAGGAGGAGUGUGUGUCGGCUGGGAGUGUGGAUCAGUUCAGAAGGAGAGUGCGGGGAAAGUAGGGAGAAUGCUGGCCACCGGGCACUUCUGUACCCAUUUGCAGCUAUAUAUAUAAUAAUAAUAAAUAGAACCACACAGAUUAUUUAUAUACAUUGUGGCAUUAUUCUUUAAUUUAAAUUUUACGUACAUAAUAUUAUAUUAUAUUAUAAAUGCCCUCGUCCAAACAUAUCAUUUAUUUACUAAAUUGAGGGUAUUUGUAACAAGAACCACACAGGUUAUUAAUUUACAUUGUGGCAUUGUUACUCUGUACAUACAUAAUAUUAGAUUAUUAUAUAAAUGUCUUCGUCCAACCAGAUUAUUUAUUUAUGUUGUGGAAUUGUUACACUGUACAUAUGUGCUAUUAUAUUAUCAAAUGCCUCGUCCGACCAGAUUAUUUAUUUACUAAAUUGAGGAUUUUUGUAAAUAGAACACAGAUUAUUUGUUUUCAUUGUGGCAUUGUUGUUUAAUGUGCACUGUACAUAGGUCUACUUUAUUUUAUAUUGUAUACAUGCAGGGUGUCUACUGACCCUGGAAAACCUGGAAAAAUCAGGGAAUAAUCAGGGAAAAAUCAGGGAAUUUUUUGAAAAAUCAGGGAAUUUUUGUUUGGUAGGUUGUAGUUGGCAAUACUUUUUUGUUUAUUGAUCUGCUUGCAUUGACGUAGCAUCAAGUCUAUCGCGUGCCAUUUUUGAAUGGAAAAUAACGAACAGUACCCACGUCCAUUUUCUUUUAUUUACCAUCGGAUUCAAAAGUGGCGUUAAAUCAUGUGAUACAAACUGGUUCAAUCUGGUCUGUUAUCCUGCUAACAUACAUACUGCAGCAUGUGCUUCCCACAUUCGGAUUAUACCGACAGGUGCAUUUAAUUUUAAGUAUCUAUGGAUGCCCUCAACACAAACUGGGCAUUUUUGUUAGCUUUGAAAAUACAUAUCACAGACACUUUUGGUGAAGAUUCGCCAUCAUUGCUAGAAAUUGGUAACUGUGGGCUUCAUACGGUCCAUGGUGCUUUCAAAACUGGAAUUUAUGCUAUACAAUUGGACGUUGUUAGUUUUUUUAGGCACAGUUACUAUUUGUUUAUGCAUGUACCUGCAUUAGAAUAACUGGAUCAGAGCUUUUUCCCAAGAAAUUUUGUGCAAUCAGAUGGAAUACUGCAGUUGCUGAGCAUGCCAUGAAAACGUUACCCCACCUAAAGAAAUUUGUUAGUGAAGUUUCUAUUUCAUCUGUGUCUUUCAGUGUAGUGAAAAGUGCUCUUGAAGAUAAUCUUCUAGAAGUAAAAUUGACAUUCUUCUACUCUUUGGCAUCAGAGCUGGAAUUGUUUCUCACAAUGUUCCAAAGUGAAGCACCCAUGGCACCUUUUCUCUGAUUCACUGGUAGACAUUUUAUUAGCUUUGGCAGGAAAGUUUUUGAAACCAGAGGUACUGAAGAGCUUUAGGGAGAAACGCAAUGUAUCUCGAUUGGAUGUAGAUAACCAGGAAAAUCUAUUGACUGCUAACAAUAUCAAGUUUGGUUAUGCAGUACGCCAUGCCAUCAAGAAAGAGAAAGUACCAGUAAAGUCUGUCCUGUUACUGAAAAAUGAUGUUAGGACUUGUCUAAAGGUUAUGGUAAAAAAACUUCAAGACAAAAGUCCCUGAAGUACAAACUUACCAAGGGAAUUUCCUGCUUAUGUCCGUCUGUGGCUUUAAAUUCGGGUGUGAGGAAACAGCGUGUGAAGUACAGUUUAGAAUGUUGUCUUCAAAACAAGUGGCUAUAAGGACAAGAAGCUGAUAACAUUGAGUGAUCAUAUCAGUUGGUAUGUUCCUCGCAAGAUUCUGAAGCACUGUUCUCGUCUUUUUCUCGAGAAGACUGGCGCCUUGAUCACUUGUUGAUGCUCAUUCUUAAGGCACAUACAGUAGCUGCCAAAACAGGCCUUCUAAAGUUUGUGUGGAUGAUGUUGGUACUUCCCCAUGGAAAUGCAUCAUUGGAAAGAGGAUUUUCAGUGAAUUAUAGUCUGCUGACUGAAAACUUGCAGGAAGAAAUACUGAUCGCACAAAGACAGAUGUACGACUUUGUUCAACGUUCUGGAGGUGUAGAGCAUGUUGAUAUCACCAAGUCCAUGUUACAGUAUGUAAGAAAUGCUAGUUGUAGGCGUAAGGAAGCCCUGCAAACAAAACAAAAAGAAAAAGAAGCUACAGACAAGAAGAAGGCAGAAAAAGAAGAGUUGAAGAGGAGAUCAAGGCAUUGCAGUUGAAGAAGGCUCGAGUGUUGGAUUUGGCUUGUUCUGAAGCAAGUGCAAUAGACGCAAAAGUUGAGUCACUGCGAAAUUGAUGGGAGCUUCCUUUUACUUAUGUUUUUGCAAAAGUAAGUGUGUGAAAUAUUUGUAGCAGCAUGUUUUUAUUUGCCAUCAAUUGAGUCACUUUGGCCACGUCUGGAAGAAGGUAUUUUUUUUACUAAUUUAAGUGAGUUGAAAUACUUUGAAACCCGUCAAUGUACUGUAACGCAGUUUUUUCAGUUUCGUGGAAUGUCGUUAUUGUGUUACAGAAAACCUGGAAAAGUUCAAUUUUAGACCUGGAAAACCUGGAAAAAUCAGGGAAUUUCAUUUACUAGAUCUGGUAGACACCCUGUACAUGUAAUCUUAUAUUCAAAAAAGAUAAUUUAGCUAUCAACUUUGAGGGGAAAAAAUAAAAAUUAAUUUUAAGUGUUGGAAAACAAUGUAAGUAAAGUGAUGAAAUAAUCAUUACGUGCAUCACUUAGUCAUAUUUUAGCAUACAUAUGAAUGUUUUGUAAGCUCCCAACUCUCCCACCCAUCAGAAAAAUCUUAUUUCCUUAUAAAAAUGUAUCAAGUUUUAUUCGUCCAAAGUUCAAUAUUUUUUUUAACAUACUUGAUUAAAAUUGCAAUAUUUUUGUUAAAGUAUAUGGUUUAAAAGCACAUACAUAAUUUUGAUUUCUAUGUAGCCUUUGUUUAUCCCGUCAAUGUGUCAUGCAUGUACAUUGUAUGCCCAUUGGCCUUCAAGGGAAAGACAGUUAUCCAGUGUGUGGGGGAACUUUUGAAGCUUUAUUUUGUACUAAAUAGGCCCCACACACACACUAAAACGUUGGGCUGAAUAAAACUGUGUAAUAAAUUAGAUUUCUUGAUUGUGUGGCUCUUCACUGGUAAGUCACAAUUAGGUGUUACUUGAUUGAUUUGGAACAUACAUAAAUAUACACUGGAGUAGGUGAAAUCACAAAUGACACAACACAACACUUUGAAUAUUAAAUAUAGAAUUAUUUUAUUCCAAGGUAAAACUAUUUCAAAAUUUCAAUCUUAUUAAUAUAUUUAAUUAUUAUUCAUAUCCAAAACAACAACCUAACUUAACGGUGACAUCAUAGUAAUUCAAUAAAAUUUCAAUUACCAGGAGUUAUGUUGCGCACAUUUAAAUAUUUUCAAAAGUCUUAAUUUGGGUUCGUUGACACUACACAGUUUUUAAUUAAUGUUUUUAGGGAACUUAAAUCAAUUUACCUCGGCUAGUUAGGUUCAAACAGUUCAUCGGCAGAGCUCAGAGCCUCUCAUCUAUAGGACCACUGAGUCUGUUAAUUAAUGUGUAAAUUCGUAAAAUUUAUCUCCAAGUAUUAUCUAAAUCAUCUAUAAAGUCAAUUUAAUUCAUGAAAUCAAUGUUUAUAAUAAGUUUCGGCGACGAUGUGACGUAAAAACGGGAGUUUCGUGAUUCGUGCAUAAGAUUAGGGCACAAAAAUCUGGGCACUUUUAUUACUCACGUUAAUCACUCCUAUGAUAUUUAUCUUUUUAGAUAAAUCCUAUUUAAAUGUUCUGAACUCCCUAAUGUACAUAAUUAUCAUCCACUAUCCGGGAUGCCUGAUGCUAGAUAGCUAAUUUUCAGGAUUUAAAAUCGCCGACGUCACGAAGUUGCCGCUCAUUCAGCUGGCCAUUGUAGAACUCUCUUUCUUACUAGUUUCCUCAAAAUAACCAGUAAGACUCACUUUUAAAUGGUGGCCCGUGAUUGGCCAAAAGGACCGUUUCAGUCACAUAAUUUCUUACCGAAAACGUAAACUCCGAACGCAACAAUUGCGCGGAUAACAAAAUUUCACUUAAAAUUUAAAUACAUAAAUAUUAAAAUUAUAAUUUACAUUAUAAAAUUACGGCGUUAAUUUUACCGUUUACAGUUUUCAAGUCCAUUAGUCCUUAGAGGGGUAUCAACAAUACCUCGUUCAAAUAGUCCGGUAAAAAUCCAAAGAAUCACUUUUCCAUAGACAUACAUAACCAAAUAUUGCCGUUUCUGAAAAUAAAUGAUAUUAUACAUAGAGCGAACAAAAAUAAAAUAAAUCGUAAAUAAUAAUAAAUAAUUAAACUGUCAAAACAAACAUGUUGCAGUACAGAUUUUGCCGCCCUUGUCAAUUACAUUGAACAGUGCUCUUUGACCUGUUCAAAACGGUGCAAUGUGAUUGGCACUUCCCUUUCUCCGUCGCACAAUACACAACACUCUUCGUUGCCUAGCAACGCGCGCACCAAACGACAAACAAAAAAAACAACUUGAGAGAGACUACCUCUCCUCCUCGAUUCGUUUUUUACCGUUGCGCGCCUGAAAAUCGCGCCUUUUUAAACACUUUUUGUCGGGUCGUCGCUGCUAACAGACCUGCGCGAAGAAGUUCACUGAUUUUGCAGUGCAAAAUCUUCGAAGGCUGGAACUGCUGCUGCUCUCCGACAGCUUCUGCCUUGAGCCGCUCCUGUUGAGAAGGACUCGGGAGGACUUACUUACUGUGAGUAUGAUUCACUAAAAGGAUUCGAAGGGGUGCAAUGUACACGCGAGUCAACAAUAGGACGUUCUCCAGGUCACGUCACGGCAGUGGGUCAACGUCCACCUGCGGUGAUUACUGCAUCCUGGCUGCGACUCCUCCUUCCUGCAGCGGACAGCGGCGUCGAGACGGCGCCUGUCCUCAAAACGACCAACAAACCUGGCCUGGUUCACCACGCGUCGACGGGGUCUGGCGUGGGGCGAUGAUGCUGUACCAAACAGCACGGCAUCUGGCACUGCAGCUGACGUCAUCAACUGCUGAUGUGGCAGCAUCCAGCCGCCCUGCCUCACGACUACGCGCGAGACGGCGUCGUGGCGUCUGCGGUGCUGAUUGCGUGGGGCGAGGUCACCACUUCCCACAAGGAAGCACUCGUCUAUUCCCAUCACUGUUAGGUACACAAUCGUUGCGAACCGCACUAUGUCUAGCUCACUCUGGUGUAACCUUCGCACCUGACUUAAGUAUAGGUGUCCGGGUCUUAAUCGAUAACUUAAUCACUAUGUGCGUACUUGUACUCUUGCAAAUACAAGUGUCUGCAGGCAAUACAACUUGUGUACUUGCCGCGGAACACUAUGACGUCACCGUUAAAACAAAAAUAUCUUAAAUUAAUCUUAAAAUUCCUAGCUUAACAUAUAACAUUCACAUUAUUAACAUCAUUGUUAGAAAAAAAUAAA